Thermothielavioides terrestris NRRL 8126 is the source of this 943-nucleotide messenger RNA. RefSeq lists its product as uncharacterized. The transcript has 3 exons. The record is from RefSeq and is a predicted model, not a curated record. The coding region runs from base 110 to 784 and encodes 224 amino acids. NCBI's taxonomy places the organism in Eukaryota, Fungi, Ascomycota, Sordariomycetes, Sordariales, Chaetomiaceae.
AGAGAAGCCAAUGCGGGUGGGGCUUCCAUCUGUCAUUGCCAUGACAAAGCUGCCUCAACAACAACAAACAAAAACAACAACAAUUGCCUGAACACCGGAAGUCGCCGCUAUGAAGGUCAUCGUCACUGGCUGCAACGGCCUGGUCGGCAGCGCGCUGGUGCGGCAGUGCAUUGCCAACCCGGCCAUCUCGCACGUCUUCGCUCUGACGCGCAAGCCGCUGCCCGAGGCCGUCACCAACAGCCCCAAGGCCACCGUCAUUGAGCACGACGACUUCUCGGCCUACCCUCCCGAGCUGCUUGCCCGGCUUGCCGGUGCCGAGGGGUGUUUGUGGGCCAUCGGCGGGAGGGCACCGCAGUUCCCCGACGUCGAGACUGCCAGGAAGGUGCACGUCGAGUACACCCAAGCCGCAGCCAAGGCGUUCCUCGGGCACUUGGUGCCCCAGCUGCCCGAGGGCAAGCAGUUCCGGUUCGUCUUCUGCAGCGGCGCCCUGGCCGAGUGGGACCAGCAGAAGCCACUGUACUUCAUGGCGGACACCCGCCGGAUCAAGGGAGAGACCGAGCGGGGUCUGUGUGAGAUUGCCGACGGCGACGCGACAAAGCGCUUCGCGGUCUACUGCGCCCGGCCCAGCGGCAUCCUCCCUGCUGAUGCUGGCGUCGCUCGCAAGCUCUCCGGGAGGCUGUUCAAUGCAAUCGGCGUCGAUCAGCUUGCGAAGGCCAUGGUCCGCAUUCUCCUGGAAGGAUACAAAGAGAGGAUUAUCGAAAACAGCGAACUGCAGAAGCUUUGAUUAAGUCUUGCCUUGUUAUAUUGUGUCAGUCCUCCCCCAGCAUGCUGUUGCAUGGCUCUGGGAUUGUUGAAGGUGCGUCUGAAGCGUGUCUUGGAGACGAGGAUGCGUUUGAAAUCGCAAGCUUCUUUUUGUGCGCAUUCUGGAAGCUUUCGCAGUCCU